Messenger RNA from Hypoxylon fragiforme, 619 nucleotides. RefSeq lists its product as uncharacterized. The coding region runs from base 209 to 541 and encodes 110 amino acids. The record is from RefSeq and is a predicted model, not a curated record. The transcript has a single exon. NCBI's taxonomy places the organism in Eukaryota, Fungi, Ascomycota, Sordariomycetes, Xylariales, Hypoxylaceae.
AUGUCCCUCUAGGCAGCAAAAUUUUCGAGUUGCCAUAGCAUACCGAACAGAUAUAAACCCCUGCCCAGACCACGCCCUCCAUCAUCAAGCAACUCUCGCCUCACCUCGCCACACUACACUAUCUAGUAACUGAGCCAACCAAGCUAUGCCUAGCUAGAUACCUACUAUACCACCUGCCAUACACCACCCCCUUAUAAACCCCACAACCAUGAGCUACACACAAGACAAAGCGCACUCCUCGGCCCUGCUAAGCGCCAUCCUCUCCGGCGAGAAGGCCCUGCAGCAGCAACCCCAGCCACCCCCCUCAACCUCAAAGUCUUCAGACUCCGACUCCGCCUCCAUCAUCUCCACAAGCACAACCGGAAGCACCAAGCCUCUUCUCCAGCCCAGCAAAAGCAGCAACCAUAAAGAGAAGGACAGCGACAAGUCUUGUAGUGGUGGAAAUAGCAGCAGCAGCAGCAGCAGCAGCAGCAGCAAAGUAAGCGACCUCGAAACCAGAAUGAUGCGGGCCGCGCUGAAGAACCAGUUGCGGAUGAACUAGGAGACCCAACCGACUAAACAACGAACCGCAUAAUCUUUCGUCCUUGCUCCGCUAGGCUCGCCGGGUUGGGUUGAGUUG